Papilio xuthus (Asian swallowtail) is the source of this 2063-nucleotide messenger RNA. RefSeq lists its product as uncharacterized. The transcript has 14 exons. The coding region runs from base 105 to 1979 and encodes 624 amino acids. The record is from RefSeq and is a predicted model, not a curated record. Gene Ontology annotation, cellular component: membrane. Gene Ontology annotation, molecular function: phosphatidylinositol bisphosphate binding. Lineage: Eukaryota; Metazoa; Arthropoda; Insecta; Lepidoptera; Papilionidae.
AAAAAAUGAAACAUAACGCGCUUUUAGUUUGUCGUGGCGUGGUGUGUGCGUACAGUUUGAUAAGGGGAAUAUUCUAAAACAUAUUAGGAAGGAAUCGUUUUAUAAUGUCACUACGACCUUUAUCUGCUGAACUGGCUGAAAAAGCUCGUUUGGAACUGAACGAGGACCAGAGUCGUGUCAGCGAUGAUAUACAGCAUAUCAAGGAUUGGUUGGCAAAGCAGCCACAUUUACGAGCUAGGACAGAUGACCAAUGGUUACUUGCGUUUCUCCGUGGAUGCAAAUUUAGUUUAGAAAGAACAAAGGAAAAAUUAGACUUGUACUACACCAUUCGUAAAACGGCACCAGAAUUCUAUCGAAUUAAACACACUGAUCCGCUUUUCAAUGAGAUUUUGGAACUUGGUUCGCUCAUAGUAUUGCCGAAGUUGGCUAAUCCAGUAGCUCCGAGGGUCUCUAUGAUAAGACCCGGUAGUUACGAUGCGGAUAAAUAUGCAAUCGCUGAUGUAAUAUCGGUAAAAACUGUUAUAGAUAAAAUUUUAUUAAUGGAAGACGACAAUUUGGCGGUGGCCGGUAGCCAAACUAUUUUGGACUUAGACAACGUGACGAUGUCGCAUUUUUUGCAAAUGACGCCGAUGGUUAUAAAAAAGAUGGUCGUCGCAACACAGGAUGCUUUGCCGCUACGUAUGAAAGGAACUCACUACUUAAAUACUCCUACAGGAUUUGAGACUAUCUUUAAUGCAAUUAAAAGUUUAUUGACAGCGAAAAACCAAAGUAGACUAUAUGUGCACAACAAAAAUUACGAUGAGAUGUACAAAUAUAUUUCUAAGGACAUAUUGCCCACUGAAUACGGAGGAGAAGGAGGUACUAUUAAGGAGAUAACAGACUAUUGGAAAAAGAAAGUGGAGGAGUACAGUGAUUUCUUAGAGGCAGAUUAUCAGUACGGCACUGACGAGACUAAACGUCGCGGCAAGCCGAAGACCGCGGAAGAUAUGUUUGGAUUAGAGGGAUCAUUCAGGCAGCUACAAUUCGAUUAUUUUGUUAAGAAAGGCUGUAAUAUGACUUUGCGACCCUUAUCUAGUGAAUUAGCUGAAAAGGCUCGUUUAGAACUCAAUGAGGAUUCAAAUCGUAUUAACGAUGAUCUACAUCAUAUCAAAGAUUGGUUGACGAAGCAACCACAUCUACGAGCAAGAACUGACGAUCAAUGGCUGAUUGCAUUUCUCCGAGGCUGCAAAUAUAGCUUAGAAAGAACUAAGGAGAAAUUAGACUUAUAUUACUCUGUUCGUAACGCGGCACCAGAAUUUUAUCGAAUUAAACAUACUGAUCCUUUAUUCAAUGAAAUUCUGGACCUAGGAUCGACAAUUAUAUUGCCAAAAGUGGCAAGUCCUGAUGCCCCUCGGGUUACAAUAGUAAGACCUGGACAAUACGAGCCCGAAAAAUAUACAAUCGCCGAUGUUUUAUCAGUAAACACAAUUAUUGAUAAGAUUUUAUUAAUGGACGACGACAAUAUGGUGGUAGCUGGCAACCAGUUUAUAUUGGACUUAGACAAAGUCACAAUGUCACAUUUCUUGCAAAUGACACCGAUGACCAUGAAAAAGAUGGUCGUUGCUUCACAGGAUGCGUUACCCUUACGUAUGAAGGGGACUCAUUAUUUAAAUACUCCAACGGGUUUCGAGACCGUUUUCAAUGCGAUGAAAAGUUUACUGAGUGCGAAGAAUCAAAGCCGACUCUACGUACAUAACAAAAAUUUCGAGGAAAUGUACAAAUAUAUACCUAAAGAGAUCUUGCCCUCUGAAUACGGUGGUGAUGGUGGUACUAUAAAGGAAAUCACAGACUAUUGGAAAAAGAAGGUAGAGGAGUAUAGCGACUUCUUAGAGGCAGAUUAUCAAUACGGCACUGACGAGACUAAACGUCGCGGCAAGCCGAAGACUGCGGUAGAUAUGUUCGGAUUAGAAGGAUCGUUCAGGCAGCUGAAUUUUGACUAGAGUCGCGUAGAAAGAUAUUGUAUUAGAAAACGAUUUUCAUAUUUUUUUAUUAAAUUCCUUUUUCAUUCAAAUGCAUUAUUAUUU